Molecule: messenger RNA, 1354 nt
Organism: Carlito syrichta (Philippine tarsier)
Lineage: Eukaryota; Metazoa; Chordata; Mammalia; Primates; Tarsiidae
Gene: CPA5
Product: carboxypeptidase A5
Exons: 11
Coding region: 1-1212 (403 amino acids)
Biological process (GO): proteolysis
Molecular function (GO): zinc ion binding; metallocarboxypeptidase activity
Source: RefSeq, a predicted model, not a curated record
AUGCAGAGGACCUACACAGGAGAGACGUGCGCUGGACCAUUCCCCAUGGACCGGAGGGCACUCCUGGUCUUCAGCUUUGCCCUGGCAGCAGCUUUGGGUCAAGUGAACUUCACAGGAGACCAGGUUCUUCGAAUCCUGGCCAAAGAUGAGACGCAGCUGUCACUUCUCAGGGACCUGGAGGGCCUGAAGCCUCCUAAAGUGGACUUCUGGCGGGCCCCUGCCAGGCCCAGCCUCCCCGUGGACAUGAGAGUGCCCUUCUCAGAGCUGACAGAUGUCAAAGAUUACCUGGAGUCUCAUGACUUUGCCUACAGCGUCAUGAUCAAGGAUGUCCAGGUGCUGCUGGAUGAGGAGAGGGAGACCAUGGCCAAGUCCCGCCGGCUGGAACGCAGCACCAGUGACUUCAGCUACUCCUCAUACCACACCCUGGAGGAGAUAUACAGUUGGAUUGACAAUUUUGUAACUGAGCAUUCAGAUAUUGUCUCAAAAAUUCAGAUUGGCAGCAGCUUUGAGAACCGCUCCAUUCUUGUCCUGAAGUUCAGCACUGGAGGGUCUCGGCGCCCAGCCAUCUGGAUUGACACUGGAAUCCACUCCCGGGAGUGGAUCACCCACGCCACAGGCAUCUGGACCGCCAAGAAGAUUGUCAGUGAAUACGGCAGAGACCGUGUUCUGACAGACAUCCUGAAGGCCAUGGACAUCUUCAUAGAGCUCGUCACCAACCCCGAUGGGUUUGCUUUUACCCACAGCAUGAACCGUUUAUGGCGGAAGAACAAGUCCAUCAGGCCCGGAAUGUUCUGCAUCGGUGUGGAUCUCAACAGGAACUGGAAGUCGGGCUUCGGAGGAAACGGGUCUAACAGUAACCCCUGCUCAGAGACGUAUCAUGGGCCGUCCCCUCAGUCGGAGCCCGAGGUGGCGGCCAUAGUGGACUUCAUCACAGCCCACGGAAACUUCAAGGUGCUCAUCUCCAUCCACAGCUACUCCCAGAUGCUCAUGUACCCCUAUGGCCAGUCAGUGGAGCCGGUUUCGAACCAGAAGGAAUUGACACGGCCAGCGGGAUCACCGUGGACUGGGCCUACGACAGCGGCAUCAAGUACGCCUUUAGCUUCGAGCUCCGGGACACCGGGCAGUAUGGCUUCCUGCUGCCUGCCUCCCAGAUCAUCCCCACGGCCCAGGAGACGUGGAUGGCCAUCUGGACCAUCAUGCGGCAUGCCCUGACUCACCCCUACUAGCAGUGGGACCGAGGGCAGGGCAGGAGGGCCCAUCCUCUCCCCAAGGCCCGGGGCUCCCCCUGGCACCCCAGUGGUGCAUCCCCACCCUUGCCCGGAGCCCUCAGCAAAUGAACACGUGUUUGAACAGG